ACUCUCUCUACUGCUACUCUCCGGCAUCUGCACAGCUUCACGGUCCAUCUUCUCUGCACACUCCCUCGUCUGUCUCCCUGCACUCCCCCUGCUCUCUCUCGCGUGUCGCAGAGAGGCGCCUCCACUCCUUCCCGCAGCCUCCAGGUCGCAGAGCAGCGUCCGUCUUUGUCUCUUCCGCGCCAGUGUCUCAUGAGCCGAUGGCCUCCACGCUGGCCGUGGACUCGUGCGUGGACUUCUCGGCGUGGCUGAAGGCACAGGGCGUGAAUGCCGAGGUAGCCCGGGCCAUAGACUCUGAGCUCGGCAUCCGCGACUACGGAGUCCUGCGCGCCUGCGUGGGCGACGGCCACGUCCGCGCCGAGCUUCUGGCUGCGGCGCGCGACCGCCUACCCUUCGGCUUCUACGCCGUGCUGCGCCAGGUCGUGCGCUCGCUGCACCUGCCGGAGGCCGAGGGGCCGCGGUCAGAGACGGCGCUGGGCGACCUGCUGGACGUACUGGUGGUGCUAUUCGGCGGACUCGGCCGGGAGCUGUUGCUCUCCGCGCAGAAGCUGGGGGAGUUGGACGGCGGCCGGACGACCCCGCAGACGGAGAGGUUGAGGAGCACCACGACGGAGGAUAACCGCUGUGAAGCGGACGAGCGUGAACUUUCAAGUAACAUUAACUGCGCAGAGUUUGGAAACUUUGAACCCCCCUCAUCGGCGCAGGCUUUCGAAGCUCCUGACUGGACCAACCCGGCUGCAGGUGAAGACGACGCGCUGACCUCAUCCAUGGAUUGCGCAAACGCAAACCACCUGUGGAACAGAAUUAAGCUGGAACAAGUUGAAGCCGUUUCUUCCUACGAGUCUCUGAGAGCGAUGGGCGCAGAGAAGCCGUUCCCGUGCGAGGAGUGUGGCCGGAGCUUUGCCAGCCCUGCCGACCUCAAAAAGCACGCGGUGGUCCACGCGUCAGGCCGCUGGCCCCACUUGUGCGACGCCUGCGGAAAGUGCUUCUCCAAGGCAUCGCACCUGACGCGCCACCGCAGGACGCACACGGGCGAGCGGCCCUACGAGUGCGACCUCUGCGGCAAGGCCUUCUCCCAGGUGCCCAACCUCAAGAGGCACCGGAGGACCCACAGCGGAGAGCCGCCCGUGGCGGCGUGCGCUGACUACGACGGGGGAUUCUCGCGCGGCCCGCAGCUGGUGGCGCACCGGCGGCUGAAGCACGUCAAACGCGGCACACCAUCACCGCCGCUGCCGUCAGCGUCGUAUGGAGACGGUAGUCGCGAGGAUUAAAACGGAGAUUGCCUCCGCGCAUCUUACAUGUCCGCCGGCUCUCGUCAAUAAAGCGCAUGUGGUUUUGUUCACACGGUGAAGUGAUUUUGCCGCAGCGAGAAGCCAGUCCGAGCCGCGACUGCUUUCCUGCUGCUGCUCCUGCAAGUGGGCAGAUUCAAGCUCGUGGGUCCCAGGUUGGGAGAAUGUAUGUAAUAGCAACAGCAGCAGUGGAAGCAACUAUGACGGCAGCUGCUGCUGCUCUCACAACUACAGCAGUAGCAGCAGCAGUGACAGCAGUGACAACCCACCCCUACUGGACAUCUUCUUCACCCCUACUGGACAUCUGUGAAAAAGAGCUUGAUAGCUCAUCGAAUUUUUCCAAGAUAUACAUUUUUAUUAUUCUGAUUGAGUAGCAGUGACAGCAGUAGCAGCAGCACGAUAAACGAUGGCUUUGCGAAUCGUCGCCGAGGCUGGUGGAAGUGACGGGGUCUGUGGAGUAGUAAGUACGACGCCACGAUGGACACUGUGAUCCUGGGUAUCGGCCCCGAGCCCGACUCCGACAUUGGGCGCGUGGCUUUCUGGAUGUGACAAGGCUCACGGGGGACGGCAUGGCGCUUCAGGUUUUUGUGGAAAUGCUCGCGGCGCUCCGCUCGGAAGCAGGGAGGAGUUUGCGCGUUUCUGUCACGAGAUGCGGUGUGGAGGCUCGGCGACGUCGCAAAAGAGCCUCCAGCGGGCGACGAUCGGCGUCUCGUUGCUCCGCUUUGGGUUGGGCAAUGCUUUGCACGCAUGGGCGCAUCUCCCUAUUUCAACUGGGGGGCUAUGCAAGAUAUGACUGUGGGCCCCCACCUUUCACCCAACUCACUUUUACUGAAAUAGCUAUGGAUGUUUUUAACCCGUAUAAAUAAUAUGUUAGGUUGUAACUAUACUGUGUAUAUAUUGUUCUCAUAUUUUAGUUUAAUAAUUUAUCUAAACAUGUUUGUACUUGAUAAUUGGUUCUUUACCCUUCUAUC
Messenger RNA from Lethenteron reissneri (Far Eastern brook lamprey), 2257 nucleotides. Its product is annotated as zinc finger protein 16-like. Lineage: Eukaryota; Metazoa; Chordata; Hyperoartia; Petromyzontiformes; Petromyzontidae. Gene Ontology annotation, cellular component: nucleus. Gene Ontology annotation, biological process: regulation of gene expression. The record is from RefSeq and is a predicted model, not a curated record.